GAAUAGAAAUGCUGAAACUUGGGCAAUUAUCGCGAGGGAAAGCCGUAGAAGCUUUAGCUCAGGGCUGAGGCAGUUGUCUUCCAGCGUCCAAAUUACUAUUUAAAACUCAUUCUCUUUCUUUCAUUUUGUUGGCCCAUUAUAAAUAUAUAUCAAACCAGUUCUAUGGCUUCUAUUUCAGUGCUCGGAAUUCCAUCGGUAACUGCUGGAAGAGCUUCAACCGCCGCCGCCACCACCCCCACUACCAGAUGGAGCAGACCAAUCGCUUCUCAACCUUCCGGUUUCCCCAAUUCCACUUUAUGCGUUCAAAGCAGCUCCAUGAGUUACAGAAGAGACAUUGGGAGAAGAGAAGCAGUUAUCUUAUCCGUUGGGUUAGUGAGUGGAGCUCUGUGGAAUGCUACCAUUGAUGGAGGAGCUUUGGCAUCUGAAUUCGCUGACAUGCCAGCAAUACGGGGAAAGGAUUAUGGGAAGUCAAAGAUGCGGUAUCCAGACUACACUGAAACAGAUUCAGGUCUUCAGUAUAAGGACUUGCGAGUGGGAGAUGGUCCCAAGCCUAAGAUGGGAGAGACAGUUGUGGUUGAUUGGGAUGGUUACACCAUAGGAUACUAUGGCCGUAUAUUUGAAGCUCGAAACAAGACAAAGGGUGGUUCCUUUGAGGGAAAUGAGAAGGACUUUUUCAAAUUCAAACUAGGAUCUGGCGAGGUAAUACCAGCUUUUGAGGAAGCUGUUUCAGGCAUGGCUUUGGGUGGAGUUAGAAGGAUAAUUGUGCCCCCAGAACUGGGAUAUCCUGAGAGUGACUUCAAUCGGAGUGGCCCAAGACCAACAACCUUUUCUGUAAUACACGGUGUUUUUGCUGAUCCUUGUGUUGCACUUAUGUGCCUUUCCUCUAACAGCACAAUUGUGGGUUUGGCAGGGCCAGAGAGCCUUGGAUUUUGUGCUGAGGAACCAGGGACUGAUAGACAAAACUCUGCUUUUUGAUAUUGAACUCCUCAAAAUUAUGCCAAGCUGAGGAAUCAAGGUGCUGAAAGAGAAUAGCCCUUUGCACGAGCCAUAUUAAAAACUCUACCAUUCAAGGGACUUGGAGAAUUUAGUUCAUGAAGCUGCAAAGGUUUUGUUGUUUAUUCAAAUAUCCCAUCUGUCUCUAUCAUCAUAUUUCAAAUCAAUAAAUUUUCAAGAAUUCAAUUCAGUUGAGUUCUUUUUUGCCAA
Messenger RNA from Manihot esculenta (cassava), 1203 nucleotides. Its product is annotated as peptidyl-prolyl cis-trans isomerase FKBP19, chloroplastic. The transcript is spliced from 10 exons. NCBI's taxonomy places the organism in Eukaryota, Viridiplantae, Streptophyta, Magnoliopsida, Malpighiales, Euphorbiaceae. Gene Ontology annotation, molecular function: peptidyl-prolyl cis-trans isomerase activity. Bases 163 to 975 code for a protein of 270 amino acids. Gene Ontology annotation, cellular component: chloroplast; thylakoid. The record is from RefSeq and is a predicted model, not a curated record.